AACAAUACUAUAUUAAGAGAGAGAAACCCCUACACUCCGUGACGCAGACAGACAACUUUCACCUCGCCAUUUCUCUCCACCAUUUGUCAUAAAACUUCAGCCACAGAAAGCAGAGCAACCUUGUUUUUAUCUUCUCCGAUUCCAAUCCGGAAGAUGGCGAGGAACGGUGUCGCUUCGUGGCGGAGGAAGUCGGAGAAGCUCGAUCUCUCGCCGCCGUUGGUUUCGGAAGAAGCUCACGUUCUCGCCGUCGACGACAGCCUCGUCGAUCGCAAGGUCAUCGAGCGAUUGCUCAAAAUUUCCUCCUGCAAAGUGACGACUGUUGACAGCGGAAGAAGAGCUCUACAGUUCCUCGGCCUGGACGAGGAGAAGAGCUCCACCGCCGGAUUCGACGGCUUGAAGGUGGACCUGAUCAUCACGGAUUACUGUAUGCCUGGGAUGACCGGCUACGAAUUGCUCAAGAAAAUCAAAGAAUCUUCCACAUUCAAAGCAACUCCCGUCGUGAUUAUGUCAUCCGAGAACGUUUUGGCGCGCAUAGACCGGUGUUUGGAAGAAGGUGCGGAGGACUUCAUAGUUAAACCGGUGAAGUUAGCUGACGUCAAGAGGCUGAAGGAUUACAUGACGACGGCGAGGGAUGUCGGAGUGGAAGAGAGCGGUGGAGGAAUGAACAAGAGAAAGCUACGCGAGCCGUGUGAUCCGACGAUGCCUUCAUCACCGCCGUCCAUUUUUCCGUCGUCGCCGUCGUCGUCCUCGUCGUCUCCGUCUAAAUCCCCGUCGCCUCCUUUGUCAUCGUCGUUCUCGGCUCCGGCGUCGCCCUCGUCGCCCUCGUCGCUUGGUUCUCCGAUCCGACGGUUGAAAAUGACCAACGCUGAUUAGAUCAAUCGGACCCGAUAGUACCGCAAUCGCGCUUUUCUUUUUCGGGGCCAAACUGCAAUUACCCGUUUUAACGGUUUUUGAUGAAUUACUUUCCAUUUUUAUUUGUUUUUUGUUUUUUCUUUGCCUUUGAUUUAUUUUGUUUGUUUAUAUGUGACUAUGAGUUACAAUAUUAAUACUACUAAUUAACUGAUUACA
This is a messenger RNA of Pyrus x bretschneideri (Chinese white pear), 1068 nucleotides long. Its product is annotated as two-component response regulator ARR5-like. The transcript has 4 exons. Gene Ontology annotation, biological process: phosphorelay signal transduction system; cytokinin-activated signaling pathway. Bases 154 to 873 code for a protein of 239 amino acids. The record is from RefSeq and is a predicted model, not a curated record. Lineage: Eukaryota; Viridiplantae; Streptophyta; Magnoliopsida; Rosales; Rosaceae.